Messenger RNA from Camelina sativa (false flax), 1198 nucleotides. RefSeq lists its product as uncharacterized. Gene Ontology annotation, cellular component: nucleoplasm; ribonuclease H2 complex. Gene Ontology annotation, biological process: RNA catabolic process. Lineage: Eukaryota; Viridiplantae; Streptophyta; Magnoliopsida; Brassicales; Brassicaceae. The record is from RefSeq and is a predicted model, not a curated record.
UGGGUGAGUUUGAUCGUCACUUUCGCGUUUCUCCGUCUGUUCCGAAUCUUUUGGGUUUCAGUAUUGUACACCAACUGUUCGACGAAAUAUCUUAGAGAAAUUUCGUCCUGAAUCAUUUAGCUCACUUGUUGCAAGAAUUGUAGCUUGAAGAUAACGAUUUUGAAGAUGAGUUCUACUGUUUGGUGGGAAGGAGCUGAGAAGACACGAGUUCUUAUCGCUCCAGAUUCAGGUUGUGGUGGAAACAAACCCGGAGAACUAUUAAAACUUCGCCAUCCAAAAUCAGAAAAUGGAACAUGCUACCUUUUUAGUAAUGGGAUGCUUCAAGAACUUCAGUGGUUUAAGCAAUCAUAUGGUUCUUGGCUCCUAGGAGAUUACAUUUCUGAAGAUGGAAGCUUAUAUAUGGCCACCCCAGUUGAUCCUGUUUUCAUCUUGUUGCCUAUUUUCGACGAAGCAAGAAUGAAGAAAGGUGAAGAUCUUGGAAAGUUCAGGCAACUCGAUGAGAUUUUAUUUUUGGAAGGAUAUCCUGGAUAUCAACAAUUGUUGUCAGUUGCAGAGAAGUGUAUGGAAAUCGUUUGUCAAACUCAAGAGGUUGGAUCUAUGAAAUUCUAUCGCCUUGAUAACUCGAAAGUUUUAGCUUGGUUAAGCUGUAAGGUGUACUGUUUAAAGAAGACACUACCAGAAUUGGACAAGAACUAUGCAGCUCAAGAUGAGAAGCAAACAUUGGUAGAUGCCGUUUCAAUUGUGGGAGAGUACCUGAAGACAGAGCCUUGGUUGAAGCUUCUCUAUGACCAUCUUGGACUGGAGUUUGUUGACCCGACAAUGAAAGAAACAAAUAUGGAGAAUCUUUCUACUACAAAUGAGAAUACCACGGCAUCCUCAAAUUCAUUACAGGAGAAAGCAAAAAAGAAGCCUGGAAAACAGACAAAGCAAGCAAAGGUAGAGACUGGAUCAAAGAACAUAAGGGAUAUGUUUUCAAGGGCUUGUAAGAAAAAAUGCUGAAUGUUAUAAAAUCGGUUACAGUAGCCAACUCUUUAUGAUUGUAUUUUUGCCAACUCUUUAUGAUUAUUUUUUUCAGCUAUCAGAUGAUAUUUGCUUAGCUAGCAUUAGCAAUAUCUAAAACAAAGACCAACUCACAAAUGUUUAUUGCUAACCAAUGUGGUGAUCGUAACAAUUACAACAAUAUGACAACUUACAACGA